AUGUCUGCCCCAGAAACUGCUACCAAAUUCGCACCCACCGAAACCUCCUCUGUCCUCGGCGGACAAAUCGUCGGUCGCAACCGACAGCCUGCCGCACCCGUCAAGGAGGCCUUGAAGCUUCGUUUGGACCUCAACCUCGAGGUUGAGAUCGCCAUCCAGGCCAAGGUCAACGGCGACAUCACCUUGUCGCUCCUAAAGGCGGACUCAUACGUUCUUGCGAUUACCGAGACUGAAAUGGUUAGGCUCGAUGCGUAA
This is a messenger RNA of Guyanagaster necrorhizus, 255 nucleotides long. RefSeq lists its product as uncharacterized. Lineage: Eukaryota; Fungi; Basidiomycota; Agaricomycetes; Agaricales; Physalacriaceae. The record is from RefSeq and is a predicted model, not a curated record. The coding region runs from base 1 to 255 and encodes 84 amino acids. The transcript has 2 exons.